Messenger RNA from Closterium sp. NIES-67, 1567 nucleotides. Lineage: Eukaryota; Viridiplantae; Streptophyta; Zygnematophyceae; Desmidiales; Closteriaceae. The record is from the annotation of a GenBank genome assembly.
CUGCAUGAAUUCAGGGGAGAUCUGAAGCACGCGGCCUGACGAACAGUGUGACUCCACAGUUCAGGCCAUUGUAAUCGUCGUUCCCCUUGGUUUCCCACUGAAUCCCGGAACCAUGGCAUCGCGCUGGUCUCCCCUCGCCGCCGUGGCGCUGCUCGUCUGUCUGCCGCUCGCCCUCGCCGACUCGCGCGUGGACGAGCUGCGCGCGCUGCGGCGCGGCGCCAAGGACGGCGUGAUCCGCGUGACGGACGACCUCUUCGCGCAGUUCAUCCGGACGCGCGAGGCCCGCCCGUACGGGCUCUUCCUCUUCUUCGACGCCGCCAAGCUGCACGACAACCACGAGCUCAAGUUACCAAAACUUCGCAGAGAAUUCGCAUUGCUCGCCAAGGCCUACGCGAGCAAGUUCCUGGCGGGCGGCGAGGCGCCGCGUGAGGAGGUGUUCUUCUGCGACGUCGAGUACGGGCAGUCCGAAAAGGUCUUCCACUCGCUCGCCGUCAACGGGCUGCCCGCGGCGCGCUUCUUCCCGUGGGGCACCAAGUCGACGCGCGGGCAGGACGUGGACUUCCAGUCGGUGCCGCCCUCCGCCGACGGCUUCGCGCAGUUCCUCAAGGCGGCGGCGGCCGUCGACGUGGGGCCCAUCGACCGCCCGCCUAAGGUCUCCUCCACGCAGAUCCUCGUUAUUGGCGGCCUCGCUAUCGUGGCGGCGCCGUUCAUCCUGCGCUUGCUGGUGACGACGCGCACGCCGCUGCACGAGCCGGCGUCGUGGUGCGUGUUGGGCGUGGCGAUCUACUUCUUCUCCGUGUCGGGCGGCAUGUUCAACAUCAUCCGCGGCAUGCCGCUCUUCGUGCCCAACCACCAGCACCCCGGCAAGUUCACCUACUUCUACAGCGGCAGUGGCGCGCAGUUUGGCGCUGAAGGCUUCGCCGUGGGCGCGCUGUACACCGUGGUGGGGCUGCUCGUCGCCUUCGUCACGCACGCCGCGCCACGCAUCCGCAGCGGGUGGGCGCAGCGCGCGCUGGUGUUCGUGGCGAUGGGCGUGGCGGCGGGCUCGGUGCGGCAGGUGGUGCUGCUGGACCACGGCAAGCAGGGCUACUGGAUGCACGGCUUCUGGCCCAAGUGGCUCUAGCCGCCACGUCAGGCCAUGCCUCGGCUCGCCGUUUGAUACUCCCUGUUAGCUGCUCCUGCGACCUGCAUGUUUCUAGUCGUGUGGCCAAACCCUUGAGUCACCAAAGCUGUGCGAACCAGUGGAGACAAGUAGCGGCUGGGCCGCACGGACGCCUCACAUAUCCUUGCUUGCAGCACCGCGUGCAUGUGUGCAUCUGCUGCUUCACCCAGCCACACUUCAGCAUGGGGUGACCAUACAGCGAAGUGCCUCACGAGUGCAUGUGGCGUAUGCUCUGGGCAUUAUAUACUAACAGACUAGAGCACUUAGGGAAUUUGGUAAGCGCUUAUAGUUGUGGUAAAAUCGUACUUCUGUAAGUUGUCUCGAUAGAUAUUGUCAAGUUACACUGUUGUUAGCAUCUGUAGAAUGACGUCAGCAAACAGCGCUCGUCUGGAUGGUAACGUCAGC